This is a messenger RNA of Malania oleifera, 1675 nucleotides long. RefSeq lists its product as uncharacterized. The transcript is spliced from 2 exons. NCBI's taxonomy places the organism in Eukaryota, Viridiplantae, Streptophyta, Magnoliopsida, Santalales, Ximeniaceae. The record is from RefSeq and is a predicted model, not a curated record. The coding region runs from base 558 to 1514 and encodes 318 amino acids.
AGCCGACACAUUGCAGACCCUUUAUUUUUUUUUGAAGGGCUCGUUGGGCCAUUAGGAGCAUUGUACACUUGUUCUCUAAACACAAACAAUUAAAAGUCUAAAAGCACAUGAACAUACCCAUAAAUCGCAAUUAUCCAAAGCAAUCUUAUAAUAAACAAAGAAACAUACAACACAACCAAUAGGAAAUUGAAAAUAAAAAUUAGAAAGAAAAAUCUAAGAACCCCAUCAAAAGAAGAGUUUUCCUGUGGAGCGUGGGGUCUCCCCAUGACCUUUCUUUAUUUUGUCCUCUUUUUGGGAGGAUAAGCUCUUAGUUAUUUCUUUCUUUGCUUUGCCCCUUCAUUGAGUCAUUCCCCACACUCGCACUCCCCACCCCAUUGCAAUGCCAUAUGCCAAGCUACAAGACAGCCAGAAUGGGGUGAUUCAUUCAAAUUCAACACUUCACUCCAUCAUCAAUUCUUCAUCAUCAUCAUCCCCCCACCCAUCGUGUUAAUCCAACUCCCAAAAAUCAAAAUUACUCCCCACUCCAAAACCCUCUCCCUUAAUUCCUUCCCAUCAUCAUGACUCACGCCAUGGAUCUAGAUGAGUGGGAGUUCCUCCCUGAUGCGGGAUUUCUGGAUUACCCCGAAAAAGAUGAUCCUGCCAAACAGACCCGCUCAGUCAGGCAUAACCACAAACACCUGCGUGGUGUUGCUGGAGGCGGCGGCGGCUGGGGUUCCGAGCCCAAGCUCAUCCUUGACAUGAACUACUUCAUAUGCCCGUCGCCGGGAAACACAGUCGGGAGUAUGCCGGAAAAUUCGAAAAGGGUGUCUUCGGAUCAAUUCGUGUCGGUCCCAAUUCAACUGGAACUCCCGCCGUUGCGGAAGAAGGGCGCCCGCGAAGCUGAUGCAGACGGUGAUUUCGAUGGCGAUGAGGUGGUGAAGAAAGAGAUCACCGAGAGUGUUCCGAUCGGAGUUCAAAAUCCGGACGAUCAGGACACUGUUUCUCAGGUUUUCUUCUUCAAGAAAUCGAAGGAAACCGAUCAAUUUGUCGACAUGAAAAUGGACUCGCCCAGGUCCUCCGGCAGGGGUAUCCUGCCGCCCCAAAUUGACGCCAACGGCGCGUUUCAGUUUGAGGACGAAGGCGAGGCCGAGGAAGAUCUGAAAGUGAAAAUUGUGGAGAAGGAGGGAGUGACGGAGAUGGGGGAUUCAGAGAUUGGAGAAGAAGAUGAAGAGACUGGAGACAAUGGGGGGAAGAGUAUGAAUAUGUGGGUAAAGUGGGGAUUGACGGGAAUUGGGGCUCUCUGCUCAUUUGGAUUGGCUGCCACCACCAUUUGCAUUCUCAUUUUUGGAACUCAAGAGAGAAGCAAGCAGUUCCCACAGAAGAAAAGGCUGCGCUAUGAGAUCCAUGCCGAUGACCAGAGGAUAAAGCAAGUGGUGAGGCAUGCAACAAAACUGAAUGAAGCAAUGUCUGUGGUGCGAGGAGUUCCAAUUGCCAGAGCUAAUAUUACAUUUGGUGGUUACUAUGAUGGCCUUUAAUUACAUAUGACAUAUGGCAUAUGGCAUAUGGGUAGGUGUUAAGUUCUAUAUUUGUAUAGUUAAGUUCUCUUCUCUGCAUUUGCAUUAAGAGUGAAGUCUGUCUGUGCUAUGUAAGUUUGGUUACACGCUAUAAAUGAGUCAUUGGAAGAUGCUGUUGUGAA